GAAGUGGCCGCCGCAUCCAGCACUUUCAAGAUAAGACAGACCCUGUGCUACCGUAAAUGUCACGCGAACCCGCAAUCUUGGUCACGUGGCUCAGUCUCGCCGACGCAGAAGACUCAUUUUGCGUGAUUUUCGAGCUAGCUCCAGUCCAAGCGCCGCGCAGACUUGAGAAUGGCGUUGCUUUUUUUUUUUUUGAACGCUGCUAUUAGCAGGCCUGUCGCUCCAUGAAACAAUUAUGUUGACGAGCGUGUGCUUCGCUUUUACGCGAAAUAUGAAGGUCGCUGCGCCGCAGUUGUGUGGUACACCAGUGUGGUCGACGAAUAUUGUUCAGGGCACCAGAAACUACGAAAAUCCGUGCUUAUUGCCGUAUACUUUGUGAACAGUGUUGGUGUCGAGCGAAGCAUCUCUCCACCCUUGCCUUUCUUCUCGCCACACUACUUGUUUUGUGCUUUUUGUGAACUAUGCUGCCAGUCCGGCCAUUCAAGGUUCAUCGUGCUCCUUGGAGUAUGGCUGUAUCCCUCGACCUGCGCAUGUGCGGUUUCACCAGUGCUCAUCUAUAAUGACUCACCGACACCAUUGCCAGUCCUGCUAUCUGACGCAAGUCAAGAUCUUUGGUGCCAGCAAGUAAUCCAGGGCGCCAUCUUCAUACCUUUGCACACGGAUUCACAGCCGCCAGGAGCGACAUCUCCCUUUUGGCUCUACUUAAGCAGCUGCCUUCGUCCGGCCACUUUCAGUGGGCACGGGAUAGCGGCAACCAUGCAGUCGCCGCUAAACCCUUUUUGCUUCUUCAUGCAGAAAGGCGCUACCAAGCAAUAUAUUUGUGAAAAAAGCUUUCAGCAAAGCACCUGCAGAGAAAGAAUUUCCCAAGAUGUCUCCAUAUUAUGACGAUUCAACACCACAGACUUGUUGCACCGUGAAGGCACCGUGAAGGCACACACGCAUUUCAACAACGAAACCACGCCGUGGAGGAGUGCCAUGAAAGAGGUACACCGCUACAGACGACAAAGGGUCACGUCAUUCACCCUGCAUUAAUGCUUAUUCGCACAUGGACUCAAGGAUGUCGAUGCAAGAAUGACACCACUGUAAUUGCUAAAGACCAAAAAAAUAGCCCAAUAUCGUUCAGUCAUCGAGGAGGCGGUGGCUACGCGCGGGUGUCACGGAGCGUGCAGCUGGUGGAUCUGGUGGUUCGAAAGCACGAGUUGGUGACGUUCCGGUGUGGCAUCUAUGGCAGCCCUCCUCCGAAAAUCGCGUGGUUCCACGACGGCGGACCAAUACGCAACUCAGCCACGCGCAUGUUUCUGCCCAUCGGACAGCUGUUCCUCCUGCAAGUGCAACACAAAGCCGCAAGGAACAGGACAGUGGACUCUGCUGGUGCACGGCCACUAACGUGCUGGGCUUCCGAAACGAUAGUGUCAGGUUUGCCCGUGAAGCACGGGACCAGCAAACAAGUGCAGCGAAUGCGCUUCAUGUGUCGAAUUCGUCUCCUUCCUGCCCUCUCGUGCACACAGUGCUUCGCGGCGAGUGCUUUGCGGCCCAACAGCCUCCAUGUGGCAUCGGUGCAGCCGGGCAUGGGGCGCGGCCACCUCCUGUACCAGAGCGCGCUUCAGAUCACCGACGUGUGCCCCAUUGAGAAGGGCUGCUACGUGUGCCGCGCGGCCAACAUGCUUGGCACCAGGGACUCGCCACCCGCGCUGCUCUCCGUGCACAUGGCAAUUUGUGCAAUGGGUCUUCACGGAGUUUUUUCCUCAAAGAAAAAAAAAACAUUCUCCUCUCACGUCGCCACACAGCGGUGGCCCUCAAUCAGGACCGCUGAUCAAGAUCUUGUCACGUACGGACGCAAGCACAAGAAGUCUGUGGAAAUAGCUGCUAAGUAAAUGCCCAUGCGACUUGCCAAACUUCUACUAUUGCUGUCAAAGAAGCAGCUUAGGUCGUGGGACAAGUCUGUCAAAGCAUGAACAACGAUGUGACAUGUGCUAAAUAUGGAAUGCCAUAUGCAUUAAAUAGAAAAAUCAAGAGACGUAUCUAGCAACGAGACGACCUCUUGUGUAUCAAAGGACGCUGGUGUGCGCGUUUCCGUGUGCGUGCGUGCUUGUGUGUACGUGUGAACUCAGCAAGAAAUGAAACAAAAAACUAUACAUAUGCGUUUUUUUUUCAGAUAUGCAAGCGGGAACACGAUCGCAGACUUUUGUUUCUAUUGACUUCAAGCUUGUACAUUGGAUGACAUCGUUAGCGCAUGGCAUCACUCUUACUCAUGCUGCCAUUUCAGAAAUUUAUUACUGAACUGAGCUCUGCAUAUUGCGAUUGUUGAUAGGGUGCUGCGGAACACUAUUCCUACGCAGCGUAGCUCUUGCCGAUACCUUCAUCGGUCACCGAUUCGUGUACAGACAACUGCAUGCUUUUGUGUGGGCAGUGUACGCGAAGGUUUUCUUUUUAAUUAUGGUUGUAGAGAUUACUUAGUUUUACUUAA
Dermacentor albipictus is the source of this 2464-nucleotide messenger RNA. Its product is annotated as roundabout homolog 2-like. The record is from RefSeq and is a predicted model, not a curated record. Lineage: Eukaryota; Metazoa; Arthropoda; Arachnida; Ixodida; Ixodidae.